Molecule: messenger RNA, 2665 nt
Organism: Cylas formicarius (sweet potato weevil)
Lineage: Eukaryota; Metazoa; Arthropoda; Insecta; Coleoptera; Brentidae
Product: alpha-1,2-mannosyltransferase ALG9
Exons: 7
Coding region: 53-1849 (598 amino acids)
Biological process (GO): protein N-linked glycosylation
Cellular component (GO): endoplasmic reticulum membrane
Molecular function (GO): alpha-1,2-mannosyltransferase activity
Source: RefSeq, a predicted model, not a curated record
UGGAGGUUAGUUAAUUUAAGUGUUUUGCGAAUGUGAUUGAAUUUUUGAAAUAAUGGUUAAGCAGCAUUCAUUUAGAUUAAGAAAAAACACAUCCAACUCCAUGCGUAAAGAUACUCAUAAAAAAAAUAAAGCGUUGAACAUAAAAUCAGAGCGUAAAAUAGUGGAUUCAAAUUUGAGCGGCCUUGUUUUUCCAGCAGGUGAAACGGCCUUCAAGAUUUUAUUAUCUGCCCGUUUUUGCGCUGCAAUUUGGUCACAUAUCACAGAUUGCGAUGAAACUUUCAAUUACUGGGAGCCAACUCAUUUUAUGGUUUUUGGGAAAGGCCUGCAGACAUGGGAAUACAGCCCUAGAUUUGCUAUACGUUCCUAUCUAUAUAUCAUGGUUCAUUCAACACCUUUGUGGAUAUAUAAUAAAAUUUUGCAGCCAAAUCCUCUUUUAAUGUUUUAUUUUUUAAGAUGCUUACUUGGCCUCAUAUGUGCUGUUACAGAAGUGUAUUUUUACAAGUCAGUAUGCAAAGAGUUUGGAGUUCAUAUUGGGCGAAUAUGUUUAGUUUUCCAAUUAUUUUCACCGGGAAUGUUCAUUUCCAGCACUGCCUUUUUACCUUCAAGUUUUGCUAUGUAUAGCUUUACUGCUGCUUGUGCUGCUUGGUGGCAACAAAGGUAUGCAUUGGCAAUCUUUUUUGUUGCUCUAGGAGCUCUAUUAGGAUGGCCCUUUGCUGCAGUGCUGGGGGUUCCAAUUGCUUUUGACAUGGUUGUUCGAAGAAGAGCCUAUUUUGAUUUUAUUAUCUGGAGUGCUGUUUCAGCAAUAGCAAUCCUUGGGCCAAUGAUUGUGAUUGAUUCUGUCAUUUACGGCAAGUUAGUGAUAGCUCCUUUAAAUAUUGUUCAAUAUAAUGUAUUUGGUGGUUCUGGACCCGAACUGUAUGGCACAGAACCCUUCUCCUUUUAUCUACUCAAUGGAUUGUUAAACUUUAAUUUAAUUUGGAUCCUCAGCGUUUUCUGUCCAGCAGCUUUGAUACUUAAUUAUUUACUGGUCCCCUCCAGAACCAGAAGCACAUUGUACCUACCUCACUGGCUGUCUCUAUCCCCAAUGUUUUUGUGGUUGAUAGUUUUUAUGUUUCAAAAACAUAAAGAGGAACGCUUUCUUUUUCCAAUAUACACUAUGAUUUGUUUGUCUGGAGCAGUUUCUCUGGAUAUAAUUCAGAAACUGUGGUUUCGAGGGUGGGCCUUUGUUAGAAAAAAUACUGGUGGUAGUCAUUAUUUAGAUAAAACUACCUUUGUGAUGGUAAUAACCAUAAUUGUAACAUCUAUUUUAGGUAUUUCACGAAUAUUUGCACUGUAUAGAAACUACCAUGCACCACUAGAUCUUAUGAUUGAUUUAAAUCGAUAUCCUCUAGAAAACAACAUACCUGAAGAUUUUGAGAUACAAAUAUGUUUAGGUAAAGACUGGCAUAGGUAUCCCAGUUCAUUUUUCUUACCCAAUCACAAUUGGAACAUAAAUUUUGUGAAAUCAGAAUUCAAUGGAAUGUUGCCCGCUCCUUAUUCUACUGAAGACAAUGCCACCAAGUUGGUGCACAAGUAUUUUAAUGAUGAAAAUAAGGAAGAACUAACUUUAUAUAUUGAUGUUGACAAGUGUCAUUUUAUGUUGGAUUUGGACUUGGGCAGGGAAACUGACUUGGAGCCAAUAUAUGCAAAGAGACAUCAAAUAUGGACUGUGAUUUCCAGUUAUCCAUUUUUAAAUGCAGAAAAGUCCAAUAAGCUAGCUCGAUCUUUUUUUGUUCCAUUCAUAAGUGAGAAAUAUGUUGUGUUCGGCAACUUUAGUUUGUUGCAGGCUGUGAAACUGAAAUUUACAUAGUACUUAGUGGCAAUGUGGCAGUGUAAAACUUGUCAAUGUUAAGACUGUUUUAAUUUACAGCUAGAAGUAAAGCCAGAAAUAAAGCAUUUGAGUAGCUGUUACCAUAAAAUUAACAAAGAUUUUUUUAUUUAUUUAAAAUGUAAAAUAUGUUUUUUGAUAUUUUGUUCUUAAUUAAAGUGAUGACUGGUAACAACUCUUUUAUUAUAAAAUAGGCGCUCAAUAUUCCCCAAUUAUAUUAUAUAAUAGUACUCAAGUCUUCUUUAUAAUAUUGUUUGUACAAAGUCCUUCAAAUUCAAUUCUCUAUCGAAAAUUGAAAUAAUUAAACUCUUUUCCUAUCAUUCCAGCCUUUAUCCUUUAAGAUGUGUAUCUAGGAUAACUUCCUAAUCUUUAUUUAAAAUAUAAAUGUGGUUUCAAUGGCUCCUAUGCAUAUACUCAAUGCUUUAAAAUUGUACCUCAGUCUGGAGUCCAUUCUAGAACAUUUGGAGUACAGAGCCGAUUAAGUGCAUAGCCAAAAGGGGGUUUAUGCACACAGGCCCGUGGUUACCUUGUUCCGCCACUGGCAAUAAUUCAAGAAACAAGUGUCCCUAUGACAUCAUUCACCAUGUUCAUUAUAUAUCUAUUGUACCCUAGUCUGGAGUAUAUUCUAGAACAUUUAGAGUACGGAGCCAGUUAAGUGCAUAGCCAACGGAGGUUCCGCCACUGAUAAUAGUUCAGAAAUAUAUCGCUAUUGUAUAUAAAAUUAAGUGAAUCUCUGCACCAAGAAAUGGUGAUUUUUGUCAUUCAAAGCUAUUUCUAUUGCUCCUUGUUCUGGCUUUG